This is a messenger RNA of Stegastes partitus (bicolor damselfish), 5552 nucleotides long. Its product is annotated as Krueppel-like factor 13. Bases 285 to 1031 code for a protein of 248 amino acids. Gene Ontology annotation, biological process: regulation of transcription by RNA polymerase II. The record is from RefSeq and is a predicted model, not a curated record. The transcript is spliced from 2 exons. Gene Ontology annotation, molecular function: RNA polymerase II cis-regulatory region sequence-specific DNA binding; DNA-binding transcription factor activity, RNA polymerase II-specific. NCBI's taxonomy places the organism in Eukaryota, Metazoa, Chordata, Actinopteri, Pomacentridae.
AAUGAACCGUCAGACAGUGAGGGGCACGCAUGCUGGGCCCGAGGCAUUAGCACGGUUUUAGGACGUUAUUUGUAUUAAUUGUGCCUUUUCCCGGGUCUACGUGGUCGCUCUCGAACGACUCGAACGCUGUAUGGAGGCAACGAGGCUCGGCUGGAAGCGGUUGGUUCGUCGAGUUCGAUGAAAACGAGGUCAGGAUCCGACUAACGCUCGCCCCUCCUGCUGGAUCUUUUUUUCCGUUAUUUUUUUUUUUAUUAUUUUUUUAUAAAGACAACGAGUCGAUAACCAUGUCGCUGACCGCUUCGUCUGAUUACUUCGCCGCCGAGUGUCUGGUGUCGAUAUCCAGCGGUCCCGUCCUGCACAGACCCACCCCGGUGGCCCCCGCCAGCCAGCCUGCCACGGUGGGCCUUCUCCCCGGGGAGCCCGACGGGUCGAGCGAGGACAGGGAAGUGCGGGAGACGCUGCGGCUGGAGGGGGCCAACAUGAUGGCGGUGGCCGGUAUCCUCACCGACCUGCACGGCAAGUUCCGCCCCAUGUCGGCCUACUCCGAGAGCAGCAACUCCUCGUGCGGCGGGGAGAGCGGCUACACCACGUUGUCCGACCCGACCACCCCUAACAUGACCCCCUCCGCCACCCCGGUGCCCGGACAGCAGCAGCAGCAGCCGCUCCGGGGGGGAGGCGGCGCGGCGGUGGGCGCCCCGCGGUCCCCGGUGAAGCGGCACCAGUGCACUUUUGACGGAUGCGACAGAGUUUACGGGAAAUCGUCCCACCUGAAGGCGCACAUCCGGACACACACAGGCGAGAGGCCCUUCCCGUGCACCUGGCGCGACUGUGAGAAGAAGUUCGCCCGCUCCGACGAGCUCGCCCGCCACAUCCGCACCCACACGGGGGAGAAGCGCUUCCUGUGCCCGCUGUGCGACAAGCGCUUCAUGCGCAGCGACCACCUGAUCAAGCACGCCCGCCGCCACCCCGACUUCCAGCCCUCCAUGUUGGGACGCAACAGGGGCGUCUCCUCCGCCUCCAGCCGGGUCUGACGCACCAUUAGGGUGGUUUGGGUUUCGGGGGGGGCGGGGCUUAUUCUUCCUGUGCACCGGGGUCGACAGGAGCACAGAAAGGUCACGCUGGUUUCAAGCUAACCAGCUACAAUCAGAUCCACCAAUUAGGAUUUAGCAUGGCUGUGUUUUACUCCAGAACGUGCACAGACACACACAAACACAAACACACACACACACACACACACACACACACACACACAGCGCUGGAUGCGAGGGGGGAAGUAACCCCGCCCCUCCGUCCACACAGACAUGUGACCACUAUCCACUUGCUCAACAUAGCCGGGGUUGGGUUUGUUCCACAACACUCGGUGGGAGUUUGCUCAUAAAUGUGCUUUCUGAUUCCAGUUCUCGUUUCCUGAAAGCCAGAGCUCGGACCUAACGCGCCUCCAUUUCACGCUGCCUUUUGCACGUGUUUCAAAGCGUGUGUGUGAUUGUUUACGGCGCAGCAGCCUGGAGCUAACCUUUAGCGCUGCUCGGCUUCACAGAUACAGUAAAACGUGACCACGUUAUGCAAAUUAUCACACGCAAGACAAGAAAGUAGGUAAAUAUGAAGAUAUAUUUACUGCAGAAUUGUAUAUAAAUGCAGGUUUUACAGAUGUAAUGAAGCAGAUGAAAUAACCAGAUGAUAAUUUCUGGUUUUGAUUAAUUUUCUGAAUUAAAUACUAGAUAAAUCCAGGUACUUCAUCUCACCGACAUGCCACAAUAUUAGGUUUUAAUGCCACAUAGACAGCAGGUCAUUGUAUUGUUUGUUCUUUUCACCAAAAAUAAAUCACAAAAUACCUCUUUUUUAAAAAAAAAAAAAAUCCCAAAUUUAUGGCACUAUAUAUUCUUAUUCUUUGGAGAUGCUUUGGUUUUAGGAUUUGCUAAGAACCAGAAUCACGAAGCAGAUUUCGGUCGAUAAACCCAAACCCUGAAACUCCGCCUCUCAAACACUUUCACAACUUGCAGGGAUUUUUUCACAUAUUUUUCAGUAAGAAAAAAACAGAAAAAAAAACUAUCAGCACAUUCAUCAUCAUCAUCAUCAGCCAAAACUCUUCUGGUUUCUUGUGGUUAAUUUGUAGAUUGUGCUCUUCAGUACCGUUUAUUUACACGAGUAGCACAACGUUGUGAUAUUAGGUAGCGAGGCAGCGGCUAGCAGCUUUUUAGCUUUUUCUUUUUUGUUUGUUUGUUUUAGCUUUGCUGAAGUUUUAAUGGUGACACAUUCCUUGUUUUUUUUUAUUUUAUUGCUUUAGUAACAUAAUCAUUGAGGCGAUUUUGUCCAUAUUUUGUUCCUGUAUAUCCCAUUUAACUAUAGAUCAAAUAUUAAUUUUGCCAGAAAGUGGAUCAAAUGUCACUGUAGAGGAGCUGUUUGCACGCCACCUGUAAGGCUAGACCAGUUAUCAUCAUCAACCGUGAAAUGCUGACACAUAAUACGCAGCAGUAUUAUGUCUAAUAUUGAUGCAAAUAUCUUUAAGCUUUAAGCUUUUAAUGUAGAGAAAUGGUAAUGCUACUAGCAGCAGAAUUAAUACUUGUGAUGAACUGUAGUCCUUAUAUUAGGGGUAACAUUAUAUGCUUGAUAGGACAGCAUUGCCUGUGAGUGUCGGUGUGUAUGUUUUUGUUUUUAGGUUUUUAUUUUUUUGUUUUGUUUUGUUAGUGACAGAACUGGGAAAAGUGGGUAUGCAAUGGCAUCAGAAUAUCUCGGGGAGGGGAGGGAACAGCUUGAUUUUUCAGCCUGCUGCCUUCAAAGUAAAAGCAUUCACUUGGCUCAUCAGGGAUGUGAGACCAGGCGGCAGAACGGUGCGCCAGGUGUUGGUUUGGGUUCAGCAACAGAUGAAGCGGAGUUUUACAAGUAGCUCUGAGGGAAGAGGGCAUGAGUUGGUGGACAUUUAGCAGGAGCACAGGCGGUGCUAAUAACGGUUCCAAUGAUACCGAUCGUUAUUGACCAGGGGGCCCAUAACCCAUAUUUGGACCUGAUGUACAUUUGUGUUAAUUAGCAGUAAAACAAAUUUGGGGUCAAACUUUUGAACAACCCAAACUCGAAUCCAACACUUAAAAAAAAAAAAAAAAGGCCUUUUAAAAAACAAUUAAAAAGCCUUGUAAAAAAAUUAAAAAGGCCUUUUUAAAAAUUAAAAGGCCCUAAUUAAAUGAAAGAUUAUCAACCAAUAGUCUUCAGCGCUGAUUGGCUGCAACCAAUCAGGUGGCGCUGUGGGCGGGACGUUGAUGAGACCACAAAGUGGUGACCGAGGAUAAAAGGUGGCUGCAUCAGCCUUUUAACAAUCUGGAACUUUUUUUUUUUUUUUUUUAAAUGGAAAGUGCUAAAUAUGAUAUCCGACAGCUGGCCGCUCCGAUAAGCGGAUGGCCAGCUGAGCAAUGUUAACAUUUUCCGACGCGAUCGGAGGACAUUGGUGCAACGAGGACGUCCUUAGCGCUGCCAGGUUCUGUUAGUUAAUGUUUUGAAUUGCACUUUACGGGUUAAUUAUUUACUGGGUUGAAUUUCCAAAGAGGCAGACUGUUAAAUUAGCAAAAUAAAAUGACCGAAACCUUCCCCCGAGAUUCCGCCGCCGACCACCGAUCUGGUCGUCCGCUCCUUCGCCCGACGACGCUCCGGAGUGGGACGCGGCCGUGAAUGACGUUAUUAGUUCCACCUGUGCUCCGCAAGCGUCCACCUCGACAACAAGCUCAGCACAUUUCAGCAAACCGGCACCGAAAAAACAUCGAACGACGCUCUUGUAUUUCAGGAAUUGUCCCUCAAAAAAAAAAACAAAAAAACACAACCUUCUACCAAAUCCAGCAAACCUCAAGUCAUGUAGCUGCUUGAGUACUUCCUGUGUCUCGGUGUGACUCUAGAGAGGUUCUUCUGUUCUGUUCUGUUGUUUUUGAUGUUUCCACACUGUUGGUCCCGCUCACGGACGCAUUCCUUUAUCUCAGUGAACAACACUUCUUCAGGAAACUCUGAAAGCCUUAAACUAUGUCAUAACUACUUUUUGCACCAUGUUUACAGUCGGAUCACCGUGUCGGUAUCGAUGCUUCUCCCGUGGGGGCAUUACAGAAACUCAUUAUGCAAUAUGGCACUUUUGUUCUGAAGGUGUACUUUGGCUGAAUCGUGUAACGGCUGCACUGUUGCCGCGAUGCUACGAGCGAGCACUGUGGGACUUUGUGUUGAUAACCGAUGAAAAACUGCCUUCUCCAAGUGCUUUAGAAAGAACUGGCUAGUAGUUUUUAUUUAGAUUCUCUCUAUACGUGUAUGUUUUAUGUCUACAUACGCGUAUAAAGCCGUAGUUUGUCAUCCGGGCCAUCUCCUGUCGUGGAAUCUGUGUUUAUCUUCAUGGUUGUUCCCAGAUCUGUCGCUGGCUUCGCCUCCUCCACGCUACGAUCAGAACGACUGCAGAUGUCUUCCUCAUACACACCACUUCACCGUCGCUUUGAAAGUUUUGUACACUUCUCCGGAUCGGUUCUGGGUCGCUGCUGGCAGUGGCCCCGAACACAUGGACAUGUUUCAACGAUAUGGUUUUGUUUUCCUCUCAAACCUCUUCCUCCUCACUGCUGCAGGUGUCGUCUGACACGGACUCUCAAAGCUAUAAUAUCACAAAACUACAUACCUCACAGUUUAUUCUCUCUCUCUUUUUUUUUUUUCUGUACAAAAAUCCAUCCAAACUCAGAAAUUCCUCUAAAGCCAUGGAGCCUUGGAUUUCAGAAAUGUGUUUUUAUCAGCUAGAUACUCUCUUAUCCUUACCGACUCAAUAUGCAACGUCACGACUACCUGUGUAGGAGCCCUUUACUUCCCAGCUCGACGAGCUUCUGCCGCUUCACCAACGGUCGUGAAUGCGCCGACCGUCGCCGCAGCUUGGCUACUGUUGGUUUGCAAAGCGGCUGAAUCGAGGUGGAAGUAGCGUAAAGUAGAAUAACCUGCAGGCUGUCGGCUCGCUGAACACGUCAAAUGAAAAAGCUCAGUCCAAAUCUAUUCGCUCAUAUCGCUGAAUGUGGCUCGAUGACAGCCCAGCGCGAUCCGAUUAGGGUUUAGUUUUCGCCGACUCGCUGAGAAAAGAGAAAAAAAAAGAAGCAAAGCGGUCGUUUCUCUCGUCACCACACUAAUCCAGAUAUGCACAUUGUACAGAAGUGGAUGUUUUUUUUUUUUUAAUUGAUGCCUAAUUUUUACAUUAAUGUAAUUUUUAAACAGAAAGCUCCUCCUAUCAAAGCUUUAGUUGAGGUCAACAGGAGGAACUGUGGAACUAAAUAAUUGCUGCAACGAGCUGUUUUGAUAUUUAUAUUCUCAGGUGUCUUAAAUUUGGAGCGUCGGACUCUCAACACUUCCUGUGCAACACCGAAGUACAAGCAUGUUUUUAUUUGUUAUUGCCGAUUAAUUUAUUACGUAUCAGAAACGAGCGUAUCAUUUGUGUGGUUUAAUGAUUCUCUUCAUAACUCAUUUUGUGAUAUGGAACAGUACUAAUACUAAAUGGUUCCGAUGUUUGCUUGACCAGUGCUUUUUUUUUUUUUUUUUUUAAAUAAAAAUUCUUAAGUUUA